This is a messenger RNA of Hymenoscyphus albidus, 1242 nucleotides long. The record is from the annotation of a GenBank genome assembly. Lineage: Eukaryota; Fungi; Ascomycota; Leotiomycetes; Helotiales; Helotiaceae.
AUGGGCAAAGAAGGCACACAAAAUACACUUCUCGUACUAGGUGGUUCAUACGGAGGCAUAUCCACAGCUCACUAUCUCCUUAAGCACGUCGUACCGAACCUGCCUGUCCCAGAGUCGUACCAAAUCAUUCUCGCUAGCUCUUCUUCACAAGCACUAUGUAGACAAGCUUGUCCACGCGCUCUUAUCUCGAAUGAGAUGUUCAAUCAAGAGAAACUCUUCGUCAGCAUUCCAAAAUCCUUCGCUCAAUAUCCCAAAGACCGGUUUCGGUUCAUCCAGGGUACCGCGACAAAUCUUGACCAUAGCAACCGGACUGUCUCCGUCACCUUGAAGCAUGGAGAAGUUGAAGUCAUAGAGUUCCAAGCUCUUGUUAUAGCCACCGGUGCAUCUACACCUUCCCCUCUCCUUGGUCUCAAUCAGGACGAAGAUGCUUUGCGAGCAAGCUGGGCCGAAUUUCGAAGAGGUCUUGCAUCCGCCAGGAGUAUUGUCAUUGCGGGAGGUGGUCCAGCUGGUAUCGAGACGGCUGGAGAAUUGGGAGAAUACUUGAAUGGCCGAGCGGGCUGGUUCAGCUCCAAAAUGAAAGAUCCAAAAGUUCCAAUCACUGUCGUGACCAGUGGAUCCACUAUCUUACCAUGUCUUCGACCCGCUCUUGCGAGUGUAGCCGAAGGAUACCUCUCGAAGGUUGGUGUGACUGUCAUAAAGAACAAGAGGGUUCAAAAUGUGACACCAGAGUCUGGCGCGCCUGGAAGCCUCACGACGAAGACGACAAUCACUCUCGACAAUGGCGGAACUCUCAGUACUGAUCUUUACAUACCUGCCACUGGUACGAAACCAAACACCACUUUCGUUCACAAGACGCUCUUGGUGGCUGAUGGUCGUAUUGAUACCAACCCAUCGACCCUACGAGUAGAAGGUGCAGGGCCUCGAAUCUAUGCAGUAGGAGAUGUCGCAUCAUAUUCUCGGCCAGCCGUCCAUAUACUUCUUGAGGCUAUCCCAAUUCUUGGUACCAACAUGAAGCGCGAUCUUCUUCAAGCAGCUGGACGAGCACCAGUUCCAGCAGAAGACAAAAUCUUCAAGGAAGACGUUCGGGAAACUCAGCUGGUACCGAUCGGGAAAAUUAAAGGCGUGGGUGCUAUGAUGGGAUGGAGAGUACCCAAUUUUUUCGUGUGGUUGUUGAAGGGAAGGGAUUAUUGGUUAUGGACGACGGGUGAUGUAUGGAGCGGAAAGCAAUGGGCCAAGGCCUAG